GUGCCACCGCUCACAACGCGACUAACCUCUUAUCGGUGAGAAAGUGGCGGCGAAAGCGCAACAAGUGUGUUCUUCUUCGUUUUUGGGGUUAUAAUUUUCCACCCAGGAUCGAACGGGGAUCAGUUUUCCUCCGGUGUUGGUCUCGUCUUGGUUGGUUGGUUCUGCUCUCCCGCUCGAGUGGGGUUUGUGGUCAGCGAGUGAAGAAAUUCGCGAAGCAGCUAGUGCUCUACAGUGUGGUUGGCUAAUUGAAUCGGUUUCCUGAGUAGUGCGUCCGUUGGUUGGUUGCCAGAAAGUGUCCUGCGGAAAGAACACCGAGAGUGCCAGUUUGGAGGAAUUAUUUGCCGGUUCAUCUCGUCGCAGCCAGAUCAGCCAGCUACCCGUGCAUCAUCACAGCCGCAAAGUGAAAACAUUGCUGCUGCUACUGCUGCUACCAAGACCCAUCACUCACCUUUAGAAAACGGUUCAACGCACGCCUGAAAGCAUCUGUCACAGUUUGUGAUCUUUGGCCAAACCACACACCCACAUCCCCGGAAAGAUGCUGUCCACCGCCACCAGUAUGAGCUCCCGGCAGAUUCUGCUCGUUCUGACCCUGUUGCUGUGUGUAGUCAAAUUGACCACCGGACGACCACAAAACGCAAUCGACAACCAGGAUGCCCCCGAGAUAAAUCUGAACGAGCUGCGAAAACUGUACUCCAACUACAACCCGUACGUGUCGAACUCACUGGACGACUAUGGACUGGAUCGGUUACAGCUGCAGCUGCUGGCACAGUACGCCCAGAGCAAUGCCAUCGGCGGAGCUGGCGGUUGGGACCAGCUGUACCGCGCCCCGGAGAUGAAACGCCAGAUCCGGUACCGUCAGUGUUACUUCAACCCCAUUUCUUGCUUCAAGAAGUAAGAAACCUAUCGUCCCAAAGCAUCCAUCCACGAAAUCAUCCACCCCCACCAAAAGCUUUCGUUUCGGGAAUGCUCCUACGUUUUCUCAUCAUCCGUUUGUAAGAACUGUUCAUGACACUCUACCUACCUAGAUAAGCCCCCUGCAGGCACUUGCUGGGAAGGACGUGCGGAGAGCAGGCCCCCACAUAGAUAAGCACCAAGAGUAGCAAAAAUAAUAAAAAAGAGGAAGACCACCUUCAAACUACUACUGAGUCGACCUAUAGGUACAUAAGUUGAUGAUAUGCGACCAACAACAACACCUUCAAUAUGAUCUUCUCCAGCAUGCCCGACGGAUGAAGUAGAGCAAUCCGAGGAGUGGAGCGUCAUCGUUUUAUUUUAGGUUCUGUAUAAAACAAAGCAUGAACAACAUGACUAAUCACUACUUAGCAAGGCAACACAAUGCAUCGUAUAAUCCAAAAAAAAAAAUGCUAGAGACAGAGAGUGCUACCCGGAAACUGAAUUGCCGUUUCUCUUUGACGAAGCCAAAUCUCACACAAAAUCAGAGUGGACUCCUUACGUCGUCGUUCGGGAUUGUUUGUAAAUUACUGGACAUAUUACUGUGCGAUGAUACAAUUAAACGUAAAGCUGUCAUAUAAAUUGGAAAACAUUUUUCAAUCGCUAACUGUCACUGUUAAGCUAGAAUGUUGUAGAAUUCUAAGCGAGAGGAAGUAAAAUCAGAUAAAUAAACUAUUUUUGUUAGCAAUUAAAGUACUGAAUCCGAAA
This is a messenger RNA of Aedes albopictus (Asian tiger mosquito), 1656 nucleotides long. RefSeq lists its product as uncharacterized. The transcript has 4 exons. Lineage: Eukaryota; Metazoa; Arthropoda; Insecta; Diptera; Culicidae. The record is from RefSeq and is a predicted model, not a curated record. Bases 536 to 895 code for a protein of 119 amino acids.